AUGGCUGCAAAAGACGGCGACACCGCUGUGGGUGUGGGCGGAGAGGCCGAUGUGGAGGUCGACUUCAAGGAGAUUAGCGAGGAGGAGGCCCUGAACCUGCUCAAGGCCAGCAAGAAGGGGCUGACGAGCGAGGAGGUGGCCAAGCGGCUGGAGGAGUAUGGCUACAACAAGCUGCCUGAGGAGAGCCGCAACGCCUUCCUCGUCUACCUGUCGUACAUGUGGAACCCGCUGUCCUGGGCCAUGGAGGCCGCAGCCAUCAUCGCCAUCGCCCUCCUCGACUACGCCGACUUUGCGCUGAUCGUGGCGCUGCUCUUCGUCAACGCCACCAUCUCGUAUGUGGAGGAGGCCAACGCAGACAAGGCCAUCAAGGCGCUGACCUCGGCCCUGGCCCCCAAAGCCAAAGCUUUGCGAGACGGGCAGGUGCAGACGAUCGACGCAUCCAACCUGGUGCCCGGCGACAUCUGCAUCAUCCGCCUGGGCGACAUCGUGCCUGCCGACAUCAAGAUCCUGGGAGAGGAGGGCAGCUCCGGCAAGCCCGAGGACGAGACGCCCCUGCAGUGCGACCAAGCCGCGCUGACUGGCGAGUCGCUCCCUGUCAAGAAGUUCACCGGGGACGUCGCCUUUGCGGGCUCCACCAUCAAGCAGGGCGAGCGCCACUGCGUGGUGUACUUCCCCACCAUCCUCAUCGUGCUGCUGGCUGUGUUCAACGACGGCGCGAUGAUUGCGCUUUCCAAGGACACAGUCACCCCCUCCCGCCUGCCCAACCGCUGGAACCUCAACUCCAUCUUCCUGUCGGGCAUCGGCUACGGCCUCUACCUCACCCUCUCCUCCUGGGCCCUUUAUUACGUGGCCACCCACACCGACUUCUUCGACGGCGACAUCGGCAUGUUCAGCCUGCAGGAGACGCAGGACGUGCUGGAUGCCUGGUGUACCGACUUUGUGCCCACCCAGGGAUACUCCCUGGAUACCCCCGCCUGCCAGAUCUACCCAGACGAAAUCACCGACUGCUCCAUCACCGCCCUGGAGCAGUGCACGGCGGAGCAGAAGUAUGUGCGGGGCGCCAUGACCCGCGCCCUGCUCUACCUCCAGGUCUCCAUCUCCGGCCAGGCCGUGGUGUUUGUGGUGCGCACCAUUUCCCACUCCUUCCUCUCCAGGGCCGGCACCCUCACCUACGUCGCCUUUGUGGUGGCCCAGACCGCCUCCACCCUGAUUGCCAUCUUCGGCUUCAACGGCUACGAGGAGCCUCGCGACGGCGUGGAGGACUGCAAGGUGGCCCCUGUGUACGGCACCGAAGGCGCCUUCACCGCCUCUGUGCUGGGCUGCACCUACUACGCUGUUGUUGCCUGGAUCUGGUCCCUCAUCUGGCACAUGGGCCUGGACCCGCUCAAGUGGAUCAUGUACUACAUCAUGGACGAGGAGGGCUUCCGCGCCGGCGGCAUGUUCAACAACAUCUUCCGCUCCCGCGGCGAGCACAUGGGCGCCGCCGCCAACAUCGGCGUCAACAAGAUGUCCAUGUCUCGCGUCUCCGCCACCCGCGCCUCCAUGUCUCGCGUGUCGCACGGCGGUUACCAGACCGGCGGCGUGCCCGGCGUGGGCAGCCGCAUGGUGCCCAACGCAGCCAUGCUGCAGCGCGCCUCCCUGGUCAAGGUGCACUGA
Molecule: messenger RNA, 1656 nt
Organism: Chlorella variabilis
Lineage: Eukaryota; Viridiplantae; Chlorophyta; Trebouxiophyceae; Chlorellales; Chlorellaceae
Exons: 17
Coding region: 1-1656 (551 amino acids)
Biological process (GO): proton transmembrane transport; regulation of intracellular pH
Cellular component (GO): plasma membrane
Molecular function (GO): P-type proton-exporting transporter activity
Source: RefSeq, a predicted model, not a curated record